Messenger RNA from Sphenostylis stenocarpa, 714 nucleotides. Lineage: Eukaryota; Viridiplantae; Streptophyta; Magnoliopsida; Fabales; Fabaceae. The record is from the annotation of a GenBank genome assembly.
AUGGGGAACAGCGGAGAAGUAGUUGGCAAAGAAGAGGUCAUUGCAAAACUGAAGGACGAUGGCGACUUUGACAGGCUCCGUUUGAAGAUCGUUCGCAAGCUCAAGGAUAACGAAGAGUUACGACAGCAUAUCGCCUCAAUUGUGAAGCAGUCAGUAGCACUCAAUCGUGCUGGAGCAGAAAAUAUGAAACCUAGACAACUUUCUGAUGCCAUAUAUGAAGAAGUUGGUGAUAAAGUAAUGGGUGAGAUAUCUGAGAGUUUAUGGCAAAUAAUUCGAUCGGGUGACGGCAUGAAAAGUGAAAUCAUGGAGACAGUGCAAUGUGUCUAUGAUAAAAUGGCAAACCCAAAAAGGAAAGAUGAGGUUUUGUUGUCCACAUCUGAUGUGAUGCCAAUUCAGAGACAAGGGGAAACAGCUUCAGCCGCUGAGUUUAAUGAUACAUUACAUGAAAAUGAACCCGAUGAGCCGCCAGGUUUCACUCUUGUGCAUAAUAAUCUGAAUAGUAACAAUCAAGAUGACCAUGAUAAAGGGAAGGUGCAUGUUCAGACGCAAGGAUUAACUACAGAGUGGAAGGAAGAUUCCCAUCCAUCACAGGAUACACUUGGUGAAGAUGAUGUUCAUACCAAUGCGCCCCCUGGAUUUUCAAUGGACGUGGAGCAGAAACCACCUUCUGGAUCCAGUGAUGAAGACCCUGAUGUACCUCCUGGUUUUGGUUGA